GUUACGCUCAAAAAUGCCAACGACAUCUUGCCAGAAUGCAGAGGUAUUUGCGUUUGCCAAGUCAAAGGGCAUGGAUCGGAUUCCUGCUAUCUGGAUGUGGGGAAAGAGGCAGCAGCUGAAGCGGUUGGAAUCCUGCGUGACAAAGUCAAGGGCGACACGAUCCAGAUCUCACUUUUUCAGGAAGCACCUGUUUCCGAGAAUUUGCUGGGCAGCCUCACCUUGGACCCCGAGACCAUGCGGGCUGGAUGUGCUAGCACGGUCAAGCUGCCACUGGUGUCUGGUGGCGAGGCACAACUUCUUCUCGAAGUUGCGGAAGCCAUUUCGUCCACGGCUCAGGAGAUGUCCAAAAACCAGGGCCGCAGGUGGCAGCUCCUCGACGACAACCUGACGCAAAAAGUCGGAAUCAAAGCCGAGUCCUCCUCUGCCACAUUAGGACAGUGCCAGGAGCAACCCGAAAGUGAAAACUUGGCGUUGCAGAUUGUCAAGAGCCAGUGGUUCGAUCGCCUUUGCGCCCUUCUGAUUGUCAUCAAUGCGGUGAGUAUUGGUCUGGAGGUGGAGCUCGUGGCAAACAACGUGGUGCCUGCAUCCUCCACGGCAUUCCGCACCUCGCAGAUCCUGUUUGCGCUGCUAUUUGGUCUUGAGCUCGCCCUUCGCAUGCUGGCUUAUGGCGGUCGUUUUUUCUCAGAUCGCAUUGACAAGCCGUGGAACCUGUUCGACGCGCUCAUCGUGUCAUUUUCCACAGCUGAAAUUGUGCUCAGCCUGUUCAUAAGGGAUAGCACUGCGACCUUGUCGGUGGCGCGUUUUGCGCGAAUCAUACGAGUGGCUCGGAUCAUUCGGGUGACUCGCUUCUUUCGGCAGCUUCGAACAUUAGUGUACACCAUACUUCACACUUUGACAUCUCUUUUUUGGACCGUCCUAGUGAUGAUCAUCAUUAUCUAUCUUUUCUCGGUUGGCAUCACAGCGGCUGUCUCGGAGCACUUGCAGCGACAGCCCGAGCCUACCGCGCAGAGGGAUCGACUUUGGGAGGACUUCGGCACGAUCGCCCGAACAGCUUACACUUUGUUCAAGGCAGUUUCAGGCGGUGUGAGCUGGGGAGAACCAGCGGCGGAUCUCCUUCCUGUGGGACCUCUGUACUUGUUCUUGCAUCGUGUCUGA
Molecule: messenger RNA, 1155 nt
Organism: Symbiodinium necroappetens
Lineage: Eukaryota; Dinophyceae; Suessiales; Symbiodiniaceae
Source: the annotation of a GenBank genome assembly